Messenger RNA from Branchiostoma floridae (Florida lancelet), 3831 nucleotides. RefSeq names its product collagen alpha-1(V) chain-like. The transcript is spliced from 12 exons. The record is from RefSeq and is a predicted model, not a curated record. Gene Ontology annotation, molecular function: extracellular matrix structural constituent. NCBI's taxonomy places the organism in Eukaryota, Metazoa, Chordata, Leptocardii, Amphioxiformes, Branchiostomatidae. Bases 1 to 1314 code for a protein of 437 amino acids.
AUGCACGUGUCUGUUGGCUACGCGAGGUACCUCGGCACGCGCAAUGUUGCAAUGUCCGCCGCUAUGCCCGUCGCUUUUGCGCCCACGAAAACGCGUGUCCGUUCUGUGCACAAGCGUGCGAAGUCAGCACGGGGCGAGGGCCAACAAGGACCCCCUGGACCAUCCGGCGACCCUGGCCCCCCUGGCAUCCCGGGAUCACGAGGUGUGUCUGGUCUAAAGGGAGACCCUGGACCCAAGGGAGAAAAGGGCCACCCUGGACUGAUUGGUCUCACCGGCCCGAUCGGUCCUCCGGGAGAGAAGGGAGAGAGAGGCCUGCCUGGCUUGGAUGGACCAAUUGGACCUAAGGGAGACUCCGGAAACGAUGGCCCUCGUGGAGGGCCAGGAGAGCAGGGAACAACAGGCCUUCCUGGACCUGGUGGAGCAAAGGGCGAGAAGGGAUCGCUGGGACCAGCAGGACCCAAGGGAGAAGUUGGAGCACCAGGACCACCUGGACCUCCUGGUCCACCAGGAGGAGAGAGAACACCACUACCUCUGAACAUCCAGAAGAAGACCAAGAGAGACGUGUCGGAUGAUGACGACCUGGAAGGCUACCAGGGAGGAGAGGGAGACGGCAUCAGCUUCCUGGACUACGAGGCAGGGAUGGAGGAGAUCUUCGGCUCACUCAACUCCCUCAAGAUCGAGAUCGAGCAGAUGAAGGCACCACUGGGCACACGGGACAAUCCAGCCAGAACAUGCAAAGACUUGUACAUGUGUCACAAGACCUUCCCAGAUGGUAUGUACUGGAUUGAUCCUAACCAGGGCUGCUCUAAGGACGCCAUCCAGGUGUUCUGUAACCUCACAGCUGGAGGAGAGACCUGUGUGGAGCCAGACGAGAUGCGCAAAUCGCAUCGAAUGGCAACGUGGAAAGACGAAAAUCCAAAGGAUUGGUUCAGCGACUACAUAAGAGGGUUCCCCAUCUCCUACACAAGGGUGGGUGUUGUACAGUUGACCUUCUUGAGGCUUCUGCACGCCAAGGCAACACAGAACUUCACCUACUAUUGUUCCAACUCCAUCGCGUGGUACGACUCGAAGACUGGCCGCCACAGCAAGGCCAUCAUGCUGCAAGGCAACAAUGAUAUCGAAUACGCGUGGGACAGCAAAACCAAGCCCAAUGUAAUUUCUGAUGGCUGCAAAGACCGGGAAUACGGCAAGACAGUUUUCGAAAUCACAACAGCGAAAAUGUUUGAGCUGCCAAUUACAGACUUAAAGGUUGUGGACAUCGGAAAGGCAGACCAGAGGUUCGGCUUCGAAGUGGGACCCAUAUGUUUCAGCUAAGGGGGAGGAGGACCACCUAACCCAGGAACAUGCAAAUUUUCAGAAAUAUUGAUGAUCUAAUAAAAGGCUAAACAAAAGAAAUUUUUAUUACUGGAACCUUUUGGAUACAAGCCUUUUUUUGAUAUGUUAUGAUAACAUGCCCUAGUGAGAAAGAAACAGGGUGACGUAAGGAGAACAUUAAAGCCCAGGAUGGCCACUAACUAGUUUUGCCUUAACAACUAUCCAGGACAUUUUCAGGGACUUCCAGAAUUCUUGGCUGCCCUGAGGACAAAAAAACAUUCUCAUGAGCCAUACUGUUUCACCAGUUUUGGUGUCAAAUAUUGCAAUUACAUAAGUAUGACCCUAAGCACAGCAAUGGGUUUCAUUGCUACAGUUGCCAUCACUUGGUAUAUAUGAACAGCUCCUGAUAUAAAGAAUGAAACCUUCUGCUAUGUUCAGGGCCAGAAACCCUUGGUGCUAUGUCAAACAUUCUACCUGUAGCCUUUGACAGGCCUUGCUCAAGGCUAUGAAGUGUAAACCCAAGCAAAACCCUCGACAGGCCUGGUCUUAGGCUGUUUUCCUCAAAGUUGUCACUUGCCAAAAAAGCAGAGAAGUACUUCAGUGCUUGGCUUCAAGAUAAAUUGCCAAAGGUGCUAUGAAACUGCAGGUACUUUGCCAUUAUGGAGAAAAUUUGCAUGUUACUGGCUUGAGUAUGCAAAUAUUAUUUUUGGCAUUUUGAGUAAGCAUUUUAUUACCAGGUAACAUUUUAUCUUUCAAACAGGUGCUAUCUCUUCAAGUUAUUAUUUUGUAAGCAUUUUUACCCAAGUUGAGAACAUUUUGAAAAUUUUAAAUUUUGUACUUUCCUACUGUAAGUAAGGACAUAAUGCCCAUAGAUUUAGGUGCUAGAGAGGCUUUUUGUUUAAAUAAUAGAUGUGUAAAACUGGCUAACUGGAACAACAUAUUAAAAAUGUGGCACUGAAAAGUUUUUGUAAGCAAUGUUUGGCUACUUCAAGUCUAUAUAUAAAUAUAUAUAUACUAGUUGCUAAGUUUUUGUAUUCUAGUAGCUGGCUAAGGUGAAUUUGUAACAUGAUCUAUAUGGCUAGUUGGUAUUAGUUCAGUUCAUAUCCACAUCUUACCCCACCCUUCCCUUUGUUGCAAAGAGUUAUGUUUGACCCUCUGGACACGUGUGCCCAUUCACUUUGACCCAAUGGCGACAUCUGCUACGCUAGAUGUUUUCCAUUCUGGGGAACACUAUCCAGUUUAACUUGGCAGUAUUAGCCUUGUGCAUGUGAUGGUGCAUGCAGGUGAAUGGGAACAUUUGUGAACAGGUGCCUCAGAUUCAUUUCUUCCUGACUGGCUGUCCUUGGCUCUAAAACGACCUUGGCAACCAACAUGACAGCCGUCAUGGAAAAAGUGAAUCUGUCCUGCUUCCAGCUGAGGUCAAAGGUCACAGCCAAUCCAAGUGAACUGUGGGAGAAACAAGAUGUGUGCACUAUCAUCUUUUCACUUCCAUCUGGUCUUCAGUUUGAGGGUGUUACAUGGAGGGUGGUGUGCUUGUCUACUACAGGGUGCUACUUAGACAAUAGACUGACCCACAAAUAAACAGACAGCUGCAUUGUAUCUAGAUAUAGCUGUAUUUUACUAAAUCUCUACAAGUUUCUUUUUUAUAGGAACACAUUGCCAAUAAAUGGAAGUAAUAAUCAUAUGUAGAAGGCAAGGAAUAUGUGGAACUGCCAGAAAUAAUGGAUGAAAUCAUAGUAACGGACUUCUAACAGAAUGAUUCCAACAACUAAUAUGACAAAGGAGUGAAAGUUCCACCAUAUUAACUACAGGGACAAUCACUGUUGAUAAAUUCCAAGUCUCUGUUGUAAAAACUUUGCUUGGCUUUGUAAAUAAGCAGACGCAAGAGCCGGCUGUGAUGGCCAACAUUCUCUCAUUUUCAGGGAGAACAUAAAAAAAUCCACUGGCCAGUGGAGAGGGCAGUAUAAACACCAGUAACAUGAAAUGUCUGCGUCGCUGCUCUUUUCAAACUCCUAGGAAGCACAACCGAACACCGUUGGUCUGAAAGUUGAUUGGUUGCUGUCCAUCACAGCCCUCUUGCCUGUUUAUCGCAUCCAUCCUCAGAUCUCUCACACGGCGUACAGUUUGGUUCGGGAUUGGACUCUGCAUUUACCCCUUUGCACGCCCCCUUCCCCAUCCCAACUUAGACUUCUGAAUCUUCACGUCCGGACAACUUAUGUACAAUACAUAGGCAGCGUCAGAGUUCCUUCCCCACCCCUCUGAUCCCUAACCAAUACCUGUACACGGUGUAAGAACAGUACCAAUACUGUCACUACCUACAAUGUGCUGAUGUACUUCAGUAUAUCACAACCUCUUCAGUGUCAGCCAUAAGAGACAAAGAAAUUGUCUAUUUUUAUAAAGUUUGGAUACUUGUCAUGUAUACUCUUAAGAAAAUUAUCCUUCGGGAAGUUACUUCUGUGUAUCUUGAAAUGUAGGCUAACAAUAUUGUCCACCCAAUAAAAGGUGCAUCGCCAUGCA